Ilex paraguariensis (yerba mate) is the source of this 558-nucleotide messenger RNA. The record is from the annotation of a GenBank genome assembly. NCBI's taxonomy places the organism in Eukaryota, Viridiplantae, Streptophyta, Magnoliopsida, Aquifoliales, Aquifoliaceae.
AUGCUUCAGUGGGAGGAGCAGCUGCGGUCUGAAACAGGUCUUCGGCAACCAAAUCAUAAUGUGAAACGUUUUAGGAACCUCAACUCUCUUUCUCUUGGGGAAGUGGUAAUUGUAUGUUGGCCCCAUGGCGAAAUAAUGAGGUUGAGAACUGGCAGCACUGCUGCAGAUGCAGCUAGAAGAGUUGGACUUGAGGGAAAGCUGGUCUCAAUAAAUGGUCAACUUGUAUUGCCUAACACGGAGCUCAAAGAUGGCGAUGUAGUUGAAGUGCAUCUUCUGAGAACUAUGCUUCAGUGGGAGGAGCAGCUGCGGUCUGAAACAGGUCUUCGGCAACCAAAUCAUAAUGUGAAACGUUUUAGGAACCUCAACUCUCUUUCUCUUGGGGAAGUGGUAAUUGUAUGUUGGCCCCAUGGCGAAAUAAUGAGGUUGAGAACUGGCAGCACUGCUGCAGAUGCAGCUAGAAGAGUAGGACUUGAGGGAAAGCUGGUCUCAAUAAAUGGUCAACUUGUAUUGCCUAACACGGAGCUCAAAGAUGGCGAUGUAGUUGAAGUUAGGGUGUAA